UCUUCCCAAGCAUACCAAGUGCUGCUACGGAGGACCAACCGCAUGCUUGAGCACGAGCCGCACCGCUCCUGGAGGAAAUGGAGACGGCCGUCCUGAGAGGCCGGGGACUCUCGGGGAGGCCGCUGUACUCGGCCUUCGCAUGUCGAUGGUCAUGGCGUCCCCAUUCGCGUCCCUAUUCGCGGCACCGUUCGCGUCCUUUGCCUUACCCUGAGAUCUCGCCCGCCAAAGGGGACAUGCUGGACCUUUAUGAGAAGGCCAGCCUUGACGUCUACGAUAUCCGCAAGCGUUUGUGGCCGAACAAGAGGCAGGCAAGGUUGCAGAUGCCUAGUAAACCGUGCCGAACCCGCUUUGCGCCCUCGCCGACCGGCUACUUGCACCUGGGCUCGCUGCGCACGGCCUUGUUCAACUAUCUGUUCGCCAGGGCAACCUGUGGCCAGUUUGUGCUGCGCAUUGAGGACACAGACCAGAAGCGCCUGGUGCCGGACGCAGAACAGAGACUGUAUGAAGACCUCAGGUGGGCCGGCCUGUCAUGGGACGAAGGUCCCGACCUCGAGACUUCAAACGGGCCAUACAGACAAUCUGAAAGGCUGCAUAUCUACAAAGAGCACGCCGAACUGCUCUUGUCGCAGGGCAAAGCAUACAAAUGCUUCUGCCCGCCCGAGACGUCGAAACAAAAUGAAACAGCAGCCAGCGAGACGUCGGAACAAAAUGAAACAGCAGCCAGCGAGACGCCGCAACCCAUUCGCGAGCCCUGCUCGUGCCGCUUCAUGACGCCCCGGGAGUUAGAUGAUCGUGCCCGCAACGGGGAGCAGUUCGCCAUCAGAUUCUUGAGCGCCCGGCGGCCGGUCUGGAUCGAGGACUUGGUUUACGGCUCCUUCUCGUGCCAGCACCCCUCGGAUGACUUCAUCAUCCUGAAGCGCGAUGGUUUCCCCACAUACCACUUGGCCAACGUCGUCGACGACCGCCUUAUGAAGAUCACCCACGUCAUCCGGGGAGCUGUAUGUCGGCCAGUCUUCCUCCCCCCUGUGAGCGAGUCGAACCGACUGACCGUCUCCUCACUGCAAACAGGAGUGGCUCAUCUCAACACCAAAGCACGUUGAGUUGUACAACGCCUUUGGAUGGCAGCCUCCCCAGUUCGCUCACAUCGGCCUGCUUGUGGACCGCCACCGGCAGAAGCUCAGCAAGCGCGAGAACUCGGCCAACAUGGCUUGGUAUCAGCAGCACCACAUCCUCCCAUCUGCUCUCCUUAACUUUGCCGUCCUGUUAG
Thermothielavioides terrestris NRRL 8126 is the source of this 1267-nucleotide messenger RNA. RefSeq lists its product as uncharacterized. Gene Ontology annotation, biological process: glutamyl-tRNA aminoacylation. The transcript is spliced from 4 exons. Bases 78 to 1100 code for a protein of 340 amino acids. NCBI's taxonomy places the organism in Eukaryota, Fungi, Ascomycota, Sordariomycetes, Sordariales, Chaetomiaceae. The record is from RefSeq and is a predicted model, not a curated record. Gene Ontology annotation, molecular function: glutamate-tRNA ligase activity; ATP binding.